Molecule: messenger RNA, 2604 nt
Organism: Bicyclus anynana (squinting bush brown)
Lineage: Eukaryota; Metazoa; Arthropoda; Insecta; Lepidoptera; Nymphalidae
Exons: 2
Coding region: 221-1780 (519 amino acids)
Source: RefSeq, a predicted model, not a curated record
UAUUAUAAGGGUGUUUCUACAGAUAUUCUCUGAAUCAGCCAGAAGUUGGAAAGAUUUUUUAUAAGAUAAAUCUCAUAAUAAACCUAAUAAUAAAGGUUUUUGUUUGUUUGUUUAUUUCGAAUAAACUCUGAAACUACGGGAUAUUUUGUCCCUGUAUUCCUACAAGAACGGAAACUACGCCGAUCAAACUGCAGGAAUCUGAUAGUAUUAAAGAUUUACAAUGGCAACCUACAGAAAAAAAUUAUUUCCUCCGAACAUUGAAACAUGGAGUGACAAACAAUGCCUUGAAAUAUCCCGCACAGAAAUGUUCCCAGUGAUUGUUAAAGACCUUGGAGUACAAAAAAACAUCAUAAGCCGCUUCCUUAAUUUUUAUUUGGGUGGGAAAGUACAAAAGGGAUUAAGCCCCAGAGACUUAAUUUUUGCUGUGAUCUCAAUCAUGCCAAUUUCUCUGACAUCAGAAGAGUUUAUAUGGACUGAAAGUGAAUAUAGUGAGGACGGCAAAUUAUUUUUUCUCACACCAGAUGACAAAUUGAAGUAUGAAAUAAACAGUGUUAUUAAUAAGAGAUCUGAUGAUAAUAAUGAAAAUGUAUCUAUAGCAGCUGAAGAACUUACUGAAGCACAGGAUCAACUCGAUGAUAGUCAUGAGAAAAAAAUUAUAAACAUUAUCAAAGUAGAUUCAAAUAAAGAGAAUGUUACCUCUGAUACACAUAAUCAAAUAAAGAUAGAAACAAAAUCUGAUGCCCAAAAGGACUUGUCAUCCACUAUGGAUGAGAAGUCUGAAGUAAAGCCCACUUUGAAUAAAAAACCACCUGGCAAAUGUGAAGGACCUUUACUUUGGUACAGGUUGAAAAAUGAUCAGCCUAAAAAUAAAAAUUCUUCUGAGGAAAAAAUAUACACUCCAGCUGAUAAUGUAGCAUUCUGCAUAUAUUUUAACAGGCUCCUGGAUCAUUGGGAUACAGAUGAGCAGGCCAGAAUUUCUGUAAAGUAUUUCUUUGCUAUGGCAGGUUUAUAUCUCAUGAGAGGUAAAGUAAAAACGUGUCAAAAUUUAACAAAAUAUUUUGCUACCAAAUUCCACAGUAACUUACCCUGUCAGGUAUCUACCACACCUCACAAAGAUUUUGUAAAAAAGAGUUGGAAAUGUUUUCGAGAGAAUGAUAACAAGACAGCAAUAAUGUUUGCGAAAUUGGUAAUAUUGUCUUUUGUUAAUUCAAAUAGAUUGGAUAAGUAUGAGAAAACAAAUAUAAUCAGAUUUGCUGUUUUAUCUCAUACAGCAUAUUCUGAAAUGGGAAUCAUUAAUAUGUUUCAGCAACUUGCUAGUCAAACUAGUAAUUCUGAGCAGUUUUGGUUAUUGUUUGAAAAUAUGUAUACAGAACAGACAGCAGUGUCAUGGAAUAAUGUGAAUGAUUUCUUCAAAAAAUAUCUGUGUUACAACGGUACUCAUCACUGGGCUGGUAUUAUAUCAAGCAAAACAUUUGCACAUCUUUCCUGUAGCAGUAAUUAUGAGCUAGCUGUUGUGGUCGCAGUGUUUAUUGAAAAAUUGACAAACAACGUGGGGGUAUGGCAAUCGGCUUGGGUUAGCAAAGGAAGAAACCUUGAGGAAUGUAAGCAGCUUGGAUAUGAAAUAUACAAGAAGUAUAUUGAAAUCGAUAAAGAUGUCGAAAUCAGUAAAAGAUCAUUUUAUCCUUUGUUUAAACUCAUACUAGACUUAGACAAAUUGGAAAUCCAUGAUCAUAAACCAGACUUUGAAGAAUUGGAAAUCCGUGAUGAUAAACCAGACUGACAAAUUGGAAAUCCGUGGUGAUAAACCAGACUUUGACGAAUUGGAAAUCCAUGAUGAUACACCAGACUUUGACGAAUUGGAAAUCCGUGAAUAUAAACCAGACAUUAAUGAAUUGGAAUUCCGUGAUGAUACACCAUACUUUAAUGAGUUGGAAUACCGUGAUUAUUUUAGCUAGCGGACGCCCGCGACUUCGUCCGUAUGGAAAUCCGUAUAAAGUUUCAUUCCCCUGUAUUUAAGUUUUUUGGCAUGUUUUAAAGUUAUAUAUUGUCCACAUAUAGUCAUAAAUAGUCCACUAAUCACUUUACAAAACUAUAACUCAUAACAUAAACGAUUUAUAUUAAAAACUUCAACCCCUUUUUAAUCCUUUAGGGGUAGAAUUUAGAAAAAUCUUAAAUGACAUUAUUUUUAGUAUUUUUUUGGUAGUACAUAUACCAAUUUUUACAAAAGUUACUUAAAAAAUUAAGGAAAUUCCAUACAAACUUCCAACCCCAAUUUCACCCCCUUCUGAUUUGAUUUUCGUGACAAAAGUAUCAUGUAAACUUGUUGUGACAACAUAUUUUUAGGUUAGUCUAAUCUAUUCCUAAUCGUAUCAAGUUUCAUUUAAAUUCAUUCAGUAGUUUCAGCGUGAUGUCCAGUCUACACAAUUACGGACAGAAAAAAGACGGAAAAUUAUUAAAAAAAUUAGCCUCAGUAUCCAUUAUAAUUUACAACUUUUACAACAUUUUUUUUUUAAAUAUCUUCAAGGUACAGAAUUUGACUUGUAAAAGUUUUAUUAUAAGUAUAGAUUUAAUGGACCUAGAAAAUAAAUUAUGUUAGACCCAGAA